Messenger RNA from Nerophis lumbriciformis (worm pipefish), 804 nucleotides. Lineage: Eukaryota; Metazoa; Chordata; Actinopteri; Syngnathiformes; Syngnathidae. The record is from RefSeq and is a predicted model, not a curated record.
AUGCAUCAUUUGGCGCCCACAAGCAGCCAGAUGGGGUUCCUACCAAGCAUGUAUACAUUCUCGGGCUCAGCAAGCCUGCCCGAAUCCGAUCUUAGAUCUCGGAGUACAUCUGGUCAUCUACCAAGUGGAGCCCUUUCAAACAACACUUGGGAGACGCGAUGCCUCAGGAAGCACAGGAGGAGAGUUGAUGAUGAAGGAUGUCACGCCAAAAGGAGGAGGUUAGCAGAGGAAACGGACAGUUCACACAUCAGCGCAUGUGUCGACUGGCCUCUUCCGAACAACGGACCGCCAAAAGACCACUGUGUUCCUCGGCAGCUUUGCCCAGGCUCUGGCAACCUGUCUCCAUUGCAUGCCUCUUCUCCGUCGCGAACCGAGACGGAGAGCACUUGCAUGGACAUCGAGGCGGCUCAGAGGACACUUCAGGAGAUUGAAAACCGAAUAACGCUGGAGGACGAUGACGAGGACCUUGAUGUGGAGCCGGACCAAAGAAGGCCGGUGUUGGUCAUCUCGGACAGUUUGAAGGAAGGCCUGCAGCGAGGCAUCAGCGACAUUCUUCCACACACCGUAGCCCAAUCUGUGAGCCAUUCCUGCAUGGAGCUGGUGCUGUGGCGGCCACCGGAAGACCCCUUUUGUCGCAGGUUAAAAGGCUCCUUACAGAAACAAAGGAAACAACAGAACGUUUUGCGACAGCCACCAACUCCUUGCCCUUCGCCCACCCCUCACAGCGCACCUGCCGACACGCACGGUCCUCUCCAGAACUUUCCAGACACAGAAAGAUGCGCUGUAGAGGACAUGGAGAUGUAG